Messenger RNA from Brassica oleracea var. oleracea, 493 nucleotides. RefSeq names its product receptor-like serine/threonine-protein kinase SD1-8. The record is from RefSeq and is a predicted model, not a curated record. NCBI's taxonomy places the organism in Eukaryota, Viridiplantae, Streptophyta, Magnoliopsida, Brassicales, Brassicaceae. Gene Ontology annotation, biological process: protein phosphorylation. The transcript is spliced from 2 exons. Bases 24 to 485 code for a protein of 153 amino acids. Gene Ontology annotation, molecular function: protein serine/threonine kinase activity.
UAUAUUUUCUACGCAGCGGCUACAUGUCCCCAGAAUACGCUAUGGAAGGGAUAUUCUCUAUGAAGUCAGAUGUCUUUAGUUUUGGAGUCUUGCUUCUUGAAAUUAUAAGUGGCAAGAGGAAUAAAGGAUUCAACAACUCGGGCCGUGACAACAAUCUUCUCGAUUGUGUGUGGAGGAAUUGGAAAGAAGGUCAAGGUCUAGAGAUUGUAGACACGGUCAUCAUAGAUUCUUCCUCACCAACGUUCAGGCCACGUGAUAUCCAAAGGUGUUUACAAAUUGGCCUCUUGUGUGUUCAAGCCCGUCCAGAUGAUAGACCAAUUAUGUCGGCUGUUGUUUUCAUGCUGGAAAGCGAAGCAGCAGAUAUUCCUCAACCUAAACCGCCAGGUUAUUGCGUCAUAGGAAAUUAUUCGACUUGGAGUAAACAGCGAGACCGUGAAUCUUGCACAGUGAACCAGAUCACCAUGUCGAUUAUAGACGCUAGGUAAUGUGAUGU